Messenger RNA from Fopius arisanus, 1945 nucleotides. RefSeq lists its product as uncharacterized. The transcript is spliced from 8 exons. The coding region runs from base 7 to 1905 and encodes 632 amino acids. The record is from RefSeq and is a predicted model, not a curated record. Lineage: Eukaryota; Metazoa; Arthropoda; Insecta; Hymenoptera; Braconidae.
UUCACGAUGGCACCAAUUAUGCGGAAAAAGAAUAUGAAAUAUUCGAAAAUUCUCCAUGUUCCCACGGGUCAUGUGUUUACUUACAAGUCGAGGUGGAGAACAACAAUCAGAUAUUACCAAUGCAUUGAAAAAUUCUGUCCCAUGAGAGGCAAGUUACUGAACGGUGAGGAGUUCAUUAUCACUGGAGGAGGUGCUCAUAAUCAUGCACCAAACAAGCAUUAUUUAGAUGUGGAGAGAUUCAAUGACCAUCUCCAUGAAAGAGUGACUAGCUCAUUGAAUGACUUCAGAAUAAUCUGGGAUGAUGUUGCAAUGGAGGAUCCUGAGACUGCAGCAAUACGCACUUUUGUGUCUGCUGAGAGGUCAAUGCACCGUUGGCGAAUGAAGAAUCGUCCACCAAUCCCGAGGACAUUAAGAGAAUUUGCCAACACGGUGAAUGAUAAUCCACAGUGGCAUCACCUGAGAAACUACCACUUCAGUAGAUUCAGUAUAGAAGCCCUUCCAGUUGGCGAUGGGAGUUAUGUUGUUGUGAUCGCAGAUUUGGAAUAUGUAAGCACAAUCACACCCAGGACCCUGACCAUCGACGCAACUUUCGAAGUGUGUCCAAAGAUACCCACUAAUCGGCAAUUUCUGACAAUUAUGGGAAACCUCAAUGAUACGGACCUACCCAUAGCAUGGGCACUAAUGGAGAAGAAAAACUCUCGAUCAUGCUUGAGAGUGCUAGAAUAUUUUAAAACAGUGCUGGCGCCACAUAUCAACCCUUCAACAGUUCACUUAGACUUUGAGCGUGCUCUACGAAACACAGUUGAACAUGUGUAUCCUAAUGCAAGGAUCGUUCACUGUUAUUUUCAUUACUUACAAAAAAUAAUUUAUAUUCGGUUGCGAUUUGCCCUAAUUGAUUUUUUUAAUUCGAAAGCUUUGAGGAAGAGAUUGGACAGACAGAAGAAUCGAGCUGAGAUGGCAGAAUUGAAGGAUUGGGACCAAGGACAAAAUUUCUACCGGAAACUGAUGGCUUUGCCGUUGCUCCCAGCUGAAGAUAUGAUCCCAGCCUUCACCAUAGUCAAGAAUAAUGCUUCACCAGACAUUACAUCAUUCUUUAAUGAUCUCAUUGGCUACAUUGAGCGAUGGUGGCUAGGGGUAGUGAGACCAGAAAACUUCACUGUGUAUAGGUUGCGCACUCGAGUCUCCAAUGCCAUUGAGGCAUAUCAUCGUGUACUCCUCAAGAGGGUCGGCUCUCAUCCAUCUAUCUGGCAGUUCACAGAAUCUCUGAGAAAACUUCAAGUUGUAAGUUGGACUGAAAGGACUGCAUUGGCAGCUGGUAGGCCUGUCAGACGACCUAAAGCGACAAAAUACAUCAAACAAGAGGAAAUAUUAUCCAGAGCUUGGGAGUUGUAUGGAGAAGGGGUCCUAGAUAUUGCCGCGUUCCUUGGGGCUGCCAAUCAUUUCCUUCGUGCUUUCCAUAAUAAAGUAUUGAUCGAUAAUGCGGAGGCGGUCGAUUACUUCACAACAAUAGAGGAGCAUAUCGUCGGCAUUCCACCCACAGCAGCUGAACUCCAAGCCCAGGUAGCUGAUCAACCCAUUGGCGAAAUUUCUUUUGCAACUGCUCCACCUGUGAAUAACAACUUAGAGAUCCUAUUGUUGCGAAGAGUAGAUCGAUGCAUUUGUGAUUUAUGCAAUAAUUCUAUCGUGGAAUAUGUUGCAUCACCAUGCAGGCACUGGUUUGCAUGUAAAAAUUGUACGCUGCUCUACGUCCAUACAGCUUUAGAGAUGAAUGCUUUCUUGAAGUGUCGGUGGUGUCUCCAAGAGUGUCGAGGAUUUCAACGUAUGCUUGUAAGAAUAUCCUACUAUUCAUUCGCUUACUAUACAACAUUAUGUUUCAUUAAAACAACAAUGUUUCAGGUCACCUAAUCAUCUCUCUCUGGAGAAGCCAAUUACAAAUUGAAUUGGA